GUACGAAUACGUGCUGUAUUCUUGUUCUCGUAUGCUCGCCAGAAAUCUUUGGGGCUUGGCCGGUGUCCUAGAUGCGCUUCCUCUUCACGCACACAUACGGGCGUGGUAUCUGGGAUUGUGGUCCAUUGGAUCGUCCUCCGUAUCAUUCGGAAGCACGCAGCCAUAGUCCGCACACUGAUCAGCUCUUCGAGCCUCCAUUACUUCUAUCUUUCUGUGUUUUGAGCCUUUGUCUCAUUCAGGCUCUUCUCUCCUCCCUCGCAACCCCGGCGCGGUCGUUGUCGACUCUUCAGGUAUGUCUUGUUGCAUUGCUAUUGCUGGAGCCGCAGUCAUAGUACUCGAGCGCUGCAAUUUCGACAUUCUUUAUUUCCCAGCGGGAGAUCCUCCAAGCCAUGCCCUCCC
Messenger RNA from Trematosphaeria pertusa, 399 nucleotides. RefSeq lists its product as uncharacterized. The transcript has a single exon. The record is from RefSeq and is a predicted model, not a curated record. Bases 72 to 332 code for a protein of 86 amino acids. Lineage: Eukaryota; Fungi; Ascomycota; Dothideomycetes; Pleosporales; Trematosphaeriaceae.